Silurus meridionalis is the source of this 4106-nucleotide messenger RNA. RefSeq names its product clustered mitochondria protein homolog. The record is from RefSeq and is a predicted model, not a curated record. Lineage: Eukaryota; Metazoa; Chordata; Actinopteri; Siluriformes; Siluridae. Gene Ontology annotation, cellular component: cytoplasm. Gene Ontology annotation, molecular function: mRNA binding; protein binding. Gene Ontology annotation, biological process: intracellular distribution of mitochondria. The coding region runs from base 158 to 4084 and encodes 1308 amino acids. The transcript is spliced from 26 exons.
GAGGGAAAAACAGAAGAGAAAAAAAGGAGUGAAAAAGUUGAAGCACAUUCACACCUGAUAGCUCGGGUAACACCACGCUGUAAAACUACACGAUCGAGAAAGUUGAUGCUUCCGACAAAAACCCUCUAUAAGAGAAAGACGUGGAGCAAAGGACAAAAUGAGAGACUCAGCAAAAAGAGGAAAUGGAGAGCAGAGGCAAAUGGAUUCAGCCAAUGGAAAACAAACUGGAGUACUGGUGAAGGAAGAUGAUUGCUCAUAUACUGUGAAGGUCCAAGGGGCAGGAGUGGAUGCGUUUGAGCUAACGAUCCCUGGGUUCUGUCUAGUCCAGGAUGCCCUAAUGACGAUUCUUAAUAAAGAAGAAGUGGCUCCUCGGACAUCUCUUGCUCUCUCCAUGUCUGGUGCAAACCUCGACCCUUUUGCUGAGCUCCAGAGUAUCAAAGGCUUCAAAGCAGGAGUCACACUCAGAUUAAUAGAGGAGCCAUACUCACCCCGGUCAGCUCAAGCUCAUCUGGCUCGUGUUCAGGAGCUGCUGAGUGCUCCUAGUCCUCAGGAUGCCUUGAGGGAGGGCAGAUCCCAGAGUAUACUAAAUACACUCACACACACUGCUGAUGCUUCUUCUAGUCACUCAUCAAAGGGCAAAAAAAAUAAGACUGAGCAGACCAGCGAAACUCCUUCACCUCCUGACUACAUCGUACCUGGGGCUACUGAGCGCCCUCCUCUGGCCACCUUACUGCCGAAUAGCACAUACUCUGAGGUUCCCAACUGCCUGCUGGAUUUGUCACUUAGCUGUUGGAACCCCCCACCGGGCUCCAGGAAACUCCAGGGUGACUAUCUGUACAUUAGCGUCCAAACACUGGAGGGCAAGAACUAUGACAUUACUUCAUCUCCUCGAGGGUUCUAUGUAAACAGGUCCACCGUGGAUGUUUUUGACCCACGUCCUGCCUCAUCCACUGCAGUGUGUCACUGCCUGACUGACCUGCUGUCUCAAAUCAGUCCACAGUUCAAGCAUAACUUCAGUACACUCCGACACAGGCCUACACUGUCGACAGAAGAGUCUAUGUCCACCCCUUACCAUACUAUGAGCUGGCUUGGAGGUUCGGCACUCUACUCUCAUAAAACUAACCAUAGCUGUAGACUGGGUUUGGAGCAAGGACUUAACGCUCAGGCACCAGACUGGAACGAGGAAAUGCAAACAGCUAGAGAUCUACCACAGACCACAUUAGAAGAGAGACUCCAAAGAGAAAAAACCUUACUACAGGUCAAUAGUGCCUUUACAUGGGCUGUGGCCCAGGCUGCUGAAAAAGUGAUUGAUGGCUUUGUUGAUCCAAUUAAUGGCGCUAACGAAGCUCCAGCAUUCCUGUGGGGUGGCCUGUUUAUGAACAUUGGUGGGCCUGGAGAAGAUUGGAUGGGUGGUGAACGGGGUCGAAGGGCAGCACAAAGACUUGAACUUCAAGCCAUACAGGCCUACAGUGAUUUAGAAGGAGACUUGCAGGCUCUACACACCCUCCCUACUGCUCUAGCUGACUACCGAGGCCUUCGUCUUUGUGCCCAAGGUCUGGCACCUGGCAUUCAGUCUCAGGACCAGACUGGGGUCCCGACAGGUCUCCUGUAUAGCUUGAGUACCGGGGCGUUAGAGAACCCAGCACGGAGAAAGCUCUUACAUUUGCUAGCCCAGUCAGCCAAGGCCCUUGGCCUGCAGAGGCAUGCAGUAGUGGGCCCUGCUGGCUAUCAGGUGGCUCUGUUCACCUCCAUUGAUGCCCAAGGACUGUUGGGAGCAGAUGGUCGUUAUUACAUACUUGAUGUAUUCCGUACAUCCCCUGCUGAUGCCAACUUCUAUUUGGCAGAAGGGGAAGAAGAGGCAAAAGAGGGCAGCGAUUCCAGGCGUUUCCCUCAUGGGCUUUGUCGUCUAAGGCCAGAGCUAAUCAAGGCUUUUGUGCAACACAAGCAUACUGAGUUUACAAAGCAUGUAAGAGAAAAGAUGGAGGAAAUCGAAGGCAUGGAGGAUAGUGCAACAUCUGGUGACUCUCCAGGCACAGAAGCAGUGAGAGCGGCAUGCAAAAAAGUCGGCUCUCUCAGUGACAUCAUCUUUGAGAUACGUUUUAACCCUGAUGUCUUCUCUCCAGGUGUGCAGUUUCCCAAUUCAGAAAGUGCUGCUGUGACCUUACAAGAGCGAUUAUUAAAAGAAGCUGCUGCAUUCAUUGUCAAUGAUCAGACACUCUCAUUUAUAAAUGACUGUCUGCACUGCAAUGAGAUGCCCAUAGAUGGAGCAACACUACGAAAAGCCCUACAUCAGAAAGGCAUAAACCUCCGGUAUUUAGGUCACUUGAUAUUCUCCAUCAAUCAGUCAGAACACAAGGAGCAGCUGAGGCACAUCACUAGAUUGGCUUAUUGCGAGAUAGUAGUUCGCUGUGCUCGAAGGUUCUUCAGUAGCUACAUACAGGGAGUAGAACUGGCUAACCUUUCAGCAGCUGUAAGUCACUUCUGCUGCUGCUUAUUGGUGCCUCACUUUAGCCCAGCCACAAAUAAUGAGGAGUCGAAGAAACGCUCCAGGAGACGUGGUCAUAAAGCUGGAGGGAGUGCUGAUAAUACUGCAUGGAGUUUGCUCAGUGGAAAUGAGCUGUGGACCAACAUAUGUCAGGAUGCUCUUGAGACUUAUGGUCUUAAACAGGGACUUGGGUCAAAUAUUGACCAGCUGGUUGAGCAGUAUGGGCUUCAGAAGAUAUCCUUAUUACGAGAAAUCUGCUUGAAGACAGGCAUACAGCUUCGGCUCCGGGAUUAUAGCUUUGACAACCGUACCAAAGCUCCAAUUUCUCCAGAUGAUGUGCUAAACCUUCUGCCUGUGGUCAAACACAUCACCAUGCCAACAACUGAUGCUAUGCGGUCAUACUGCGCAGCCAAAAAUAGCCUACAGAAAGGGUUGCUGGAGAAGGCGUAUGAGCAGUUGAAAGAGGCGGCGUACCUGUUCGGCCGUGUGUGUGACAGUUUACAUCCCGAGGCCUGCCACUGUCUCAGUCUGUUGGCGAAAAUGGCUUAUGUUCAGAACCACCCUGCUGAGGCUCGCAGUGUACAAAUGAAGGUGGUAGUCAUCAGUGAAAGAGUGCUGGGCUUCGACAAUCCAAAUACUAUUCAAGAAUAUGCGUUGUUGGCAGUGUACGUGUUUGCUGGAGGAGAAACUGCUUUAGCUUUGCGGUGUCUGUAUCGAGCUAAAUUGCUCAUGCUAACAGUUCAUGGUGAAGAUCAUCCAUAUACAGCAGUACUGGAUAGUUCUUUGGGCUUAAUGCUGCAGGGGGAACAAGCCAUGCAGUAUCUACAGAGUGCAUUGAGACUAAAUACUUCUUUCCGAGGUGCCAUGGACCUUACAACUGCCCUGAAUCACCACAUCCUGGCUCAGAGAAUGUGUGUAUCAGGCGAUUACAGAGGAGCCAUGGCUCAAGAGAAGGAAGCACACAACAUCUUUUCGAAGCUGUGUGGCGACAGUCAUCCGCAGACUAAGUGUAGCUCUGACUUCUUGAACGCCGUCACCCAGCAAGCAGUACGUGUGGAACGGUCCAUACGACAGGGAGGGGCAGAGCUUACAGGCUUAACACCACCCGAGACUCUGAUUCCCUCUGCUGAGACUACCCUGGAACAGUUAGCUCUGGUAAACGGCAUCCUGAAAACUUCAUACAGCAUGAGACUAAUGGAAUUCAAAGAGAAACUGAAGGAGAGAAGAGCCUGCGAGGAAGCGGAGAAGGCUAAAGAAAACUCAUCCGGUGAAGCCAAGGUUGUUGGGGAAGCUGCAUCCAGCGAGAAGCAGAAUGAAGUGGUGAUUGAUGAAAAAUCAAAGCAUGAACCAGAAAAAACAGAUGCUCUGGAAGACACACCUGACCAUUCUCAAAUGAACGGGGAACUGGAGUCUCACAUAGAAAAUGGAGACUGUGCAACAACUGCACCUGAUGAUUGUGUAUUAUCCAUAAUUUCAAUUGAAAAAACAGAGUUAAAAGAGAUCAUUACAGCAACCAGCACUGAACCAGCUGUAUUAAAUGGAGAAUUCAAGGCUACUGAUGAAGUAAUUAUUAGGGAGAAAGAGACCCUGGAGAAUUGAGACAUCUACAAUUUGAUAGCAG